Molecule: messenger RNA, 1569 nt
Organism: Oncorhynchus masou masou (cherry salmon)
Lineage: Eukaryota; Metazoa; Chordata; Actinopteri; Salmoniformes; Salmonidae
Exons: 5
Coding region: 122-1078 (318 amino acids)
Source: RefSeq, a predicted model, not a curated record
UUGAUAAUCACUUCCGCUUUUUUCCACGCAGGUCAAGAUUUGCGUUUACCUAGAAAGACAUUGUAGAAAGGUUUUUGUUGGUUAAAACUCACGUUUAGGAGAUUGACAGGUUGAGAUAUUUAUGGAGCAUAAUAAUGGAGAUACUUCUAGCUGGUCAAUGCAGCGACGAAUGGAAGGUUUGGUCAACAAACACAUGGCAGACAUAGCACUAGAAACACUCCAACAGAGACUAUCAGCUGUGUCCGACGAAAUGAACCAUCUUGCGGAACAUGUCUCGAGACGCUCGGAGGAUGUUCCCAAGUAUGAUAUUCCAAGACGCACAGAUGUAAACUUUGACGUUGAGUCACUGAGUGCAACAUUUAGCACGGGCAGUGUUGGGGAAAAGUUGGCGAUCCCCGGCACCUCAUCAUCAGCAGAGACGGCUGCCCAGCGUAAAAUCAUCUCCCUGCUGGUGGAGAUUAAGGAGGAGCAGCAGAGACAGUGGGGCGUUUUGAGGCAGAUGCAGGCCAGGGUUCAGGGCCAGAGCUUUCCGGUGGUAGAGGAAGAGGUGGAGGCUCUAGAUAUUGACAUCCCACUGAGGACCAUGGAGCAGCUAGAUGACACAGAGAGGCACCUGGAGGAUGCAGGAGCACAGAAGAGAAUGGUGUCUCACCUGUCACGAAUGGGUGGGGCCACGUUUGAUGAUGCGGUGCGAAGGCUCAUGCAGGCAGUGCUAUCUUUUGCUGUGGGCUCUGAGCUCAACUGGGUGGGCCGAGGACAGAAAAGGAGCUUCAGAAACACCCGCCUCCAAGGGGUUCUCUUCUGUGCUCUGAAAAGAACCCCAGUGGGCAAAGAGGCCACACAUCACCAGUUUGCAGACGUGGUGAAGAAGUGGCUGCGGUUCGCCCCAUUCAGACAGGGAGGGAGUGGUCGGCGGCAUUAUAAACCACCUGUUGACUUCCUGUGUCCAAAAGAAUGUGUAGAUCUGCCUACACAUCAGCCUACACAUCCACAAACAGCGCAAACUGGCUCUAACCCGAAGAGGAGUGGAAGGCCCCGGUGCACAACUGAGCAAGAGGACAAGUACAUUAGUGUCUAGUUUGAGAAACAGAUGCCUCACAAGUCCUCAACUGGCAGCUUCAUUAAAUAGGACCCACAAAACCCCCGUAUCAACGUCAACAGUGAAGAGGCAACUCCAGGACGCUGGCCUUCUAUACAGAGUUGCAAAGAAAAGUAGAUAUUCUAUUAAAAAUAUGCAGUUUCCAGCUACAAUAGUAAUUUACAACAUUAACUAUGUCUACACUGUAUUUCUGAUCAGUUUGGCUGUUAAUAUAGGCCAUGAACAUUGCAAUUUGUAGUAGGUCUAUGACGUUUUCAUCCUUACAAAGACGCAGGCUUCCGGGUCAUUCAGGUGACCUCUUUCUGCACAUUAUUUUUCCUAUAUAACUGUGAGUGAGUGAAUGUUAGAGACACAAAAGCAAUUUACUAUAUGUUAAAAAGUAAUGUCCAUAUAAGCUUAUUUCUUGUAACAACCAUCAUACAUUGUAAAUAUCCAUAAAUUGAUAUUUGUAAAUACAUAUUUCUCAUUAA